Piliocolobus tephrosceles (Ugandan red Colobus) is the source of this 1330-nucleotide messenger RNA. It is a transcript of the gene TLCD2, whose product is annotated as TLC domain containing 2. Gene Ontology annotation, cellular component: plasma membrane. The transcript has 4 exons. The coding region runs from base 117 to 911 and encodes 264 amino acids. Gene Ontology annotation, biological process: membrane assembly; plasma membrane organization; regulation of membrane lipid distribution. The record is from RefSeq and is a predicted model, not a curated record. NCBI's taxonomy places the organism in Eukaryota, Metazoa, Chordata, Mammalia, Primates, Cercopithecidae.
GGGAGCCGGGGGCCCAGCCCUGCAGGGAAGUGGGAAGUGGGUUCCAGUCCCGGCCGAGAGCGCGGGCACCGAGCGGACAGACCUGGACCCCCCGUCCCCCCAACCGCCGCCGGGCCAUGGCGCCCCCGGGGCUCCUGGUGGCCGGCGCCUCCUUCCUCGCGUUCCGAGGGCUGCACUGGGGUCUGCGGCGGCUGCCCACGCCGGAAUUGGCCGCUCGGGACCGCUGGCAGUGGCGGAACCUCUGCGUCUCCCUGGCGCACAGCCUGCUCUCGGGGGCCGGGGCGCUGCUCGGCCUGUCACUGUACCCUCAGAUGGCCGCCGACCCCAUCCAUGGCCACCCGCGCUGGGCCCUGGUGCUGGUGGCUGUGUCUGUGGGUUACUUCCUGGCAGACGGAGCUGACCUGCUGUGGAACCAGACCUUGGGCAAGACCUGGGAUCUUCUCUGUCAUCAUUUGGUGGUGGUGAGCUGCCUCAGCACCGCUGUUCUGUCUGGCCGCUAUGUGGGCUUCUCCAUGGUGUCUCUGCUUCUGGAGUUGAACUCUGCCUGCUUGCACCUGCGGAAGCUGCUGUUGCUGUCUCGCCAGGCCCCAUCCCUGGCCUUCAGUGUGACCAGCUGGGCCUCCUUGGCCACCCUGGCCCUCUUCCGCCUGGUCCCGCUAGGGUGGAUGAGUCUGUGGCUAUUCCGGCAGCGCCACCAGGUUCCUCUUGCUCUGGUCACCCUGGGUGGAAUUGGGCUGGUGACUGUGGGCGUCAUGAGCAUCAUAUUGGGGAUCCGCAUUCUGGUCAAUGAUGUCCUGCAGUCUCGACCCCAUCCACCCAGCCCUGGGCACGAGAAAACCAGGGGGACCAGGACACGUCGUGACAAUGGACCUGUCACCAGGUACAAUUCCACUCUCAGCCUGAAAGACUAGAGAGAAGCCAUGGGUCCCUCGCUGGGGGUGGUGGGGCCGGGACAAGGAGAUGAAGGUCUUCCAUGCACAGUCCCCCAUCGGGGUGAGGGCCAGACUGGCUCAGCAGCAUCUCAGUUUCUCUUCCAGCUAACUCACAUCCCUUCCCCUUGCUAGGAUCUAAGAAGAAAUGCUGAUGUUGGAUGGGUGGGAACCUGGGUUUCUGUUCACUGAAAUCCGUCAUCAGAUGAGUGCCCUUUCCCGCAAAUAAACUCAGGAAGUACAGCCAGAUCUAUCAGUAAAGGGUGGCAGGAGGCAUGCAGCUGGAAGAAACUGCCAGUGGAGACAGAAGCUCUUUGCUGUAACCCAGGGACAUAUCGGGGAAGGUGAAGUCCCACUAGGAUCGGAGAGAUCUCGUAUGGGGCGAGUAGGGACAGAGAAAA